AAGGGAAAAUGAGUAUGUUGCGUGUUUGUGUGUGUAUGUAUAUUGACGCCGUACACACCUGCAACGCGCACGCUAAAACUACUAAUAAAAAAAAUAUAUCAAAAAAGAACAUAUUGAUAAACUCCCCGCAAAACCCCCCAAUUCAACUCACUGCUGGCUUAAUAGCAUAUCACUCUCCUCUGUAGCUCCCAAUGCUACGCUGAAUCAGGAGCUUUGCAUAUGGCAAUGGAUGCUCAAAUGCAAGAUGCAUUAUCAUCCCCUCCUCAAGUUAAAGCAACAUUUCGCCUUGGAUCUGAAACAUACUCUGUUGAGGUAUGUAAAGGGAUUCUAUCUGAGCAAUUGAUCUCUAUGAAAGAGCAAAGUGAGACUGUACUGAAGGACUACAUCACCAAGCAUAAUGUUCCAAAUGAGGUCCCUUAUGAACCAGAAGAAAAUUCUUCAGAAGAUGAUGGUGAAAUCCCCGAGCAGCUCCCUGUAAAAUCCAAGAAGCGCAAGUAAAUCUAUUUCUUCCUUUUAUACGCUUAUGUCGUUGUACAACAACAACAACAACAAGCCCAGUAUAAUCCCACCAUGUGGGGUCUGGGGAGGGUAGAGUGUACGCAGACCUAACCCCCACCUUGAAAGGGUCCAAGUGCUCGGGUCUCAUCCAGAUGGAAAAUGUAUAUGCCGCUGAAGAUGAAGCAGGUCCGUGGCAAUGGCUUCUUGGAAAGAAUACUACAAGCAUAGUUCUUCACAAUACAGCCAGAUGCAUUCCGCUGCUUCACCAAUGAUGUCAAAAUCAGUAAUUCCAUUGACCAAAGGCCACGUAACCUAGUUGCAAGUGCAGAGGAAAGCUAUUCUGACAUAACAACAAUUGAGUACAUAAUAUUUUGCAAAUCAACUGGAAGGCAGUAUGAACUGCGAGAAUGUUACCUGAUCUUAAUUCUUGUUGUUAGCUGGGAAAGGAGGUACUUCCAUUUGAAGUGAUGUGCUUGCCCCUUACUGGAGUUUUUGCAUCGCUCUUUCCACAAGAAGACCUAAUGAAGUUGUGACCUUGGAGCCUCUGCUGCUAUUUUGAUGAACCAUGGCAUGGCCAGAUGAUUGCUAUUUUCGUUGUUCCUCACACAGUUUCAGACUUUUUGGACAAUACAAUAGAUAAUUUUACCAGACUAGGAGUUCAACCUGUGUAAUAUUUGACCAAACGAACUGUCAAUUGAUGAGUCAGCUCAUUUCAUUAUUACUGAGAUCAAAAACUUGGAGCAGAUCAAAGUGAAAUCAAGGUUUUGAUAGCAACAGAAAUCCUCAAAGUCAAGUCUCUUGAAGAAUUCAGUAAUGUGCAAGCAAUUAUACCCUUUCUUAUAUUUCACUCAGGUAUACAACUUAAAAGAGCAAAACAAGAGAAAACGAAGAGAAUAAAAAUAGUGCAGGCCACAUAACAGAGUAUACUUGUUUUGGUGCCAGAACUAGUUUCCGUUUUUCUUUUCUUUUCUAUCAGUAGACUAAAUUGAAAUGUCAUCACCUUUAAUUAAUAGCAUUCAACUCAAUAAGCCGUAAAAUCUCAUGCAUUUUUCUACUUGAGGUUGAUGUGUAUAAUUAAAGGAGAUGACAUAUUUUAUGUGAUCAAUUUAACUACCUAACAGACAAAUGAAAAUAUACCCAAUUAUUUUUGCAAAAUUUGAACCAAAAGUGUUUAAUUGAAACACUUUAUUAGAAGUUGAGUAAUUGAAACAAGGCUUAGUUUGAGUAUUUAAAUUAAAUAUCUUAACAAGUUUAAGGGAUAGUCCAUGUAUUAAGUUAAGUCCUAAUAAUCCAUCUCCUAUAGCGGAUGACAUUGUAUAGCUUCAUAAGCUUCCACCGCAGGGCUUUCAUCUUCAUAGCAUAAGAUUGCAAGUUCCUUAGCUAUUUAGUUUGUGAUUAGUGCACAUGCGUUGCCAGUUCUUUGACAUUCCCAAUUGUGGUGGAGGGUUCAAACUUCUUUAUAAGUAGCGUAACAUUCCCUUCCCUUUUCUCCUUUUGCUCUCCCUCACUAUAUAUAACAAAUUAAAACUAUAAAUUCAGCUAGUAUUUUAAUCUAAGCAAUUUUCAUAAAUUCAAAAUUCAAUUUCAGGGGUUGUGGACCUCUAUAACUUUUGGGACAACCUGCUGAGAUGGGUUUCAUUCUCAUGGAAAAUUUGUUUGUCUUUGCAGUAAUUAAGGUAUUGACCACUUGCCGUGCUCUUCAUUAUGAGUGGCAGGGUACUCGAAUUGAUUAUGUGUGGCAUAUAUAAGUACUCGAAUUGAUUAUGUGUGGCAUAUAUAAGUACUCGAAUUGAUAAUUCCAAUCUAGAGAGAAUAUUUUUUCAAUAAGAAAUAAAAUCUUUAGCUAGAUUAUAAUUAUAAUUAGUUUAAUUUGGGAUAGCUAAUCACAAGUUAUUCUGGAAGCAAUACUCUAUUUAUGACUAUAUUAUUUGCAUCUUUAAGCAUAAUCUCGCAAAAGAUCUUUAUAUCUAUUGAUAGUAUAUUUAUAGAGGUGGAUUCAAGAUUCUAAUUUUAUGAGUUCAAACUAUAGUACGGUUUUAUAGCAAUAUUGUACUUUUUAAGUUGUGGAUUCUAAUUAUGUACCAUUUACUGCAAUUUUAGUGAAUUUUACACAAUCAAUUUAUAUUCUACAUAAAAAGUACUGAAUUCAAAUGAACUCUCUAUCCGGAAGUUGCACCGACCCCUGAAUGUAUCAGUUAUAUCGAAAGCUCUUAAGAUAUUUUAGAUAUUCCGAACAUAUUUCAUAGUUCAACCCUUUUAUCAAAAGGUUAAAACUUAUCCGCACUAAUAUUUAUACCAAAUAUUUAAAGGGUGAACGCAUAAUUGUUAAUUUACAACAUCAUAUUGCCGCAAAAUCUUGUUAAAGUCAUUACCGGCGAUGCUUAUAUAUAUAUUAUCACUUAUGAGAAAAUAGUCAAAUACCCCCUCAACGUUUACUUAGAUUAAUUGUGACGCACCCAAUCUUUACGGGUGACCUGUUACGCACCCAAUCUUUACGAGUGACCUGUUACACCCAAUCUAAUUUUUUCAGUAUUUUAGUGACCUUUAAGUGGAUAUUAUUUAGUGACCCCCAUUUUUUUUAACUCACGUGCAGUACACGCAUUUUUAAAAAUUCCAAAUCAUCAUUUUACACUCCUUUUACCUUUUACCCACCUAAACUUUAACCAAACUAUUAUUUCACUCCUCUCUCUCUCUCAUCGAUUUGUCAAUCUAUCUUCCACUAUUUACCUUGAAAAUUUUCAAUCCAUCUACCAUUUACUCUAAUUCGCAUAAUAUUUAGUGAAUUCUAGGGUCGUUUUUGCAUUCUCAAGUUUGGUUGAAUUUUAAUUUUCUCAAGGAAGCUAUCAGUCGCGAUUUUGCAGAAUUUUUCCUUUUAUGUAUUUUUUAGUGUAUUUCUCUACUAAUAUAGUUUGCUUGCUAGGGUUUUGACACAUUAAAUUAUUUGUUUGCAUUUUAGGCUUUUCAAUCGGGUUGUUUGUAAAAUUAGGGUUCUUUUAGUAGAAUAACGUAACUGAACGAGUAACUAGGGGUUUGUUACUAAUUGCUGCUGAUUUUGUUAAAAAUCAUAUCUUUGCCUUUGAUGUUGCUUGUGUUAAGUAUUGUUGCUUUGUAAUUUAGGGGUUUUGUUAAAUAUUGUUGCUUUGUAAUUUAGCGGUUUUGUUAAAUAUUGUUGUUUUGUAACUUUCAGGUAUGACUGACUUUAUUUAUGUUACUUUGAGAUGGUUUUAUGGUGGGGUAUUUGAUUUUAGUGGUGGUGUGCCAAGAUAUGAGGGUGGUAAUUGUACAGAAUUCUUAGAUGUUGAUGUUGAUUGAUAGGUUGUCAUAUUUUGAGCUUAGGGACUACAUAAAGGAAGUAGGUAUAUUCCAAGUUGUGCUUUUAAGGUGAAGCCCCCUGGUAGUGACAUUCUUGUAGAUAUACUUAGUGACAAGGAUAUUUUGACCUUUCCCUAAGUUUGAAAGAUGGGGACAUUGCGGAGAUAUAUGUCUGCCACAUGGUGGAUGAACCACAUGUGCCCCUAUUGCCAUUGGAAUAUAUUGUUGCCAACAACCAAACAAAAAGUGAUGCUUUUAAUAAAGUUGGUGAGGGUAUCCAAUGUGAACCAAAUGGUUGUCAAAGCAACCCUAAUGAGACCCCAGCCACUAAAAAUACACCACUUGACACUCCAGCCAUUACUACUUCACUCUUUCAAUUUCCCACUACUACUUCACCCUCUCAAUUUCCCACUAAUUCUUCAACCCCACAAACAGAAGUUGCUGAAAAUUCACCCCAACAAACUGAACCUGCAGAUAGUGAAAAUGCAAAUCAAGUAAGUAGUGACCAUGUUGAUGAGGAAUCUGACUCAAUAGAUUCUGAUGUAGAAUCUGACCAUGUGGCAGUAUUUGAUAAUCCAGAUGGUGAUGAUGGAUCUGAUAUACAUGAGGAAGUUAAAACAUUUAGGGCUGAAAGGAGGGCUUAUAAGAGAAGGACUAGAAGAGAGAAAAAGGGGAAAUCUAACCCUGAUGAUGUACCUUUAGGUGAAGUUGAACAAGACAUAGGAUUUGAUGAAACAGAACCUAACAAUAGAGGUUUAGAAGGAAGGGUAGGUGGUGAUGAACCUUUUUACUUUAGUUCUAAUGCAUGUAGUUGUACAUCUGAGGAGGAUGAUGUUGAGGAGGGGGUAAACUUGAAAGCUAGAAGGGAAAGUAAAUACAUAAGGUUUGACCCUGCAUGUAAGAAGGUAGUAUGGCAACUUAGUAUGAUUUUUCAGAGUGUUAAUGAGUUUAGAGAUGCUGUGACUAGAUAUUCACUUCAGAAGCAUAUUCCGUUAGAUAAGUUUGUGAAUGAGCCUUCAACGGUGAAGGUCACAUGUAGAGAUGGUUGUCCUUGGUUAAUUUAUGCUAAGCUGGACAAUUCAACCAAGAAUUUUCAAAUCAAAACAUACUAUCCUAAACAUAAAUGUGUUUAGACGACAAGGAACUAUAUGUGCAUUUCUAAGUACCUUGCUAGCCACUACAAAGAUAGAAUUACUGAACAACCAAAAAUCAUAAUUUGCAAACUCGAAGAGGAAAUUAGGAAGGAACUUGGUGUACAUGUUGGCAGGUCCACUAUUAGGAGAGUUAGAGCUAAGGUUUUACUAGAGAUCAUGGGUGAUCAUGUAGAAGAGUUUGGAAGAAUACUUGAUUACAGAGAUGAAGUGUUGAUAACAAAUCCUGGAAGUACUUGUGUGGUGAAAGUGUCUCCUACAGAAUUUGCUGAAGAUGGUAGGCCUUGCUUCUUAGGUUUCUACAUCUGUUUUGAUGCCUUGAAAAGGUCAUUUUUGAGUGGUUGUAGAAAAUACAUUUGGUUAGAUGGCUGUUUCUUAAAGGGGUGUAGCAAAGGGCAACUGCUAGUUACUGUGGCUAAGGAUGGCAACAACCAGAUGUUGCUAAUUGCUUGGGCUGUUGUGGAGUAUGAGAACAAAACCACUUGGACAUGGUUUAUGAAAAUAUUGAUUGAAGAUUUGAACUUAGGGGAUGGGACUGGUUACACAGUCAUUUUCGAUAUGCAGAAGGUACUAAACUCUUGAUUUAUAUUGUUUAUGUUGUUACACUUUGCUGAUUUAAACUGUUCCUUUUUAGGGGCUUCUUGCCACUAUAAAAGAGUUGCUACCAGAAGUGGAGCAGAGGUAAUGUGCUAGACACAUCCUUGCAAACUAGUCAAAAGAUUGGGGAGGCAAGGAGGCUGAUUUUCUGGCGAUGUGCUCGAAGCACAUUUGAGGAGAAAUUUGGACAAAUUGGAGCUGCUUAGUGGUAAGAAGAUUGUUGAGGAUUUACUCUACUACAAGGAACACACUUUCUGUAAGGUAUACUUUAAUACUGAAAUUAAAUGUGACAUCAUUGACAAUAAUAUGGCUGAGAGCUGUAAUGCUUGGAUCUUGGCUGCAAGACACAAGACCAUCAUAACCAUGCUAGAAGAGAUUGGUAUGAGAGUCUUUGUUGCUGAAAAUGGUUAUACAUCCCUAAAUGUAAGUUUAAUAUUUUCUUUACAAUAGCAUUGGUAUGUGUGAACUGACUAAUUUUCAAAUUUGUUUAUUGCAGCAUGGCAUGCCUUCUAGUAGAGUGUUGAAUUUUGGUGGUAAACAUCAAGCAAGCCAGCCUAUAAGGAGCCUGUUUGGAUGGGCUUAAAAAAAGUAGCUUAUAUAAGCCAAAAACAGCUUAUAAGCUGCUUUAGAUAAGCUAAGCCAAACGGGCCUAAUUAAUUUUUUGGGCUUAUUUUAAGCACAAAAUGGCUUUAAGUUGGUCAUCCAAACACUCAAAAAAACUGAAAAUAGUUUAUAGGCAACUUAUAAGCCAAUCCAAACGGGCUUAAGAUUUGCUGAAGUCACAGGAGACCUUGGUCACAAGGCAAGGCAAGGGAUGAGGUACACAGGAAAACCAUGCUACUCAACAAGGCCACUAGCAGCAAAGGAAAGGAGCCAUGGAAAUGAUGACCAUUAUUUGGAUGACAAUUAAGCUGUUUUGGAUAUUAAACACUUUGUAUUAUUUGCAUUACUUGAAUUAGGUUGUUUGGAAGACUUGAAUUAGCUGUGAGAAUGACUAUUAAACAUUUCUGUGAGUGUAAUGUUUUUGUGCUCAAUUAAGUGUUUGGAUGACUUAUUAAUCAUAGUUUACUUGUUAAGCAUACUUGUUAGUUCCAUUUGUACAGUGUAUUGAGCAGUGAUGCAUGAUUUCUGCAAUGUGUACAUUGAGCAGUGAAGUUAAAACUGUGCAGUGUGUGUACAAAGAAAUCUGGAAAGAUUUCAGUGCCAGCUUGAAUUCAUGUACAUUAACUGAAAUGAAUUCAGUCAGCAACCUUCAUUGGACGAUUCAAUUACAUUAAAUUGAAUUCAUGUACAUUGACUGGUAGUUGGGAAAACGAAUGGGAAUUGUAACAAUGCAUUCAAUGUCACCGACCUAUAAAAAGGUUAUUAACCUUUACAUUUCAAUUCAUCCCUACAUACAAACAUUAUUUCAUAGCCAAAUGCCUCUAGGUGAAGAUGAACUGGUUUAUUUCGAGAAGAAACUAACCAAAUCAUACGUUGAGAACGAUGAUUUUGUAAGUGUUAUUUUUCAAAUUUAUUUCAAUUUACGUGUUUCAUUAUUCAUAAUGCCUCAUGUAUUUUGUGCAGAUCCUACCUUCUGACAUAUAGGAUUUUCUUCCAAACACAAAUAAACAAGCUGUUGUUCUCUAUGAGGAGCGUGCAUACAAUAUGACGUAUAAGGUUGGCGUGCAUCUCUGCCAAGGGUGGAAGGAUAUCAUCAAUGCAAACCGUCUUCAAGAGGGACAUGUCUUAUGUUUUAAUGGUUGUGAACAUAAUUAGAAAGUAACCUUCUUUGUUAAUAUCAAGAGGGAGGUUAUUGAAAUAGAUUAGGUCUCUCCCUAUUAUGUGAACUUUAUGAAUGAUCUAUGAAA
This is a messenger RNA of Lycium barbarum (goji berry), 7408 nucleotides long. RefSeq lists its product as uncharacterized. The coding region runs from base 3990 to 4943 and encodes 317 amino acids. NCBI's taxonomy places the organism in Eukaryota, Viridiplantae, Streptophyta, Magnoliopsida, Solanales, Solanaceae. The record is from RefSeq and is a predicted model, not a curated record. The transcript has 7 exons.